Molecule: messenger RNA, 3027 nt
Organism: Telopea speciosissima
Lineage: Eukaryota; Viridiplantae; Streptophyta; Magnoliopsida; Proteales; Proteaceae
Exons: 6
Coding region: 1-3027 (1008 amino acids)
Biological process (GO): DNA integration
Molecular function (GO): nucleic acid binding
Source: RefSeq, a predicted model, not a curated record
AUGACUUUAAGGAGUGGCCGAGUAUUGGGAACCCCUGAACAGAGUUCCCCUGCAGAGAAUUCUGAGAAAGAGGUGAGUCUAGAACCCAGUCCUAAAGCUUCCCAAGCUUCCAAGGACCAUGAGAUUGAACAAGUUGGGGAGGGUAACAACCCUGAUAUUUACAUGUCUAGAGCCCCUUUUUCCUCUUGUUUAGAAUCUCCAUCUUCUUCAACAUUUGGCAAGAAGGGUGCAAGAAUGGAAGAGAUGAUGGAAUUGUUCAAACAAUUCCAGAUCAACCUCCCCCUUCUAGAUGCCAUCAAGCAAGUUCCAGCUUAUGCUAAGUUCUUAAAAGACUUAUUCACUCAAAAGCGUAAGUUGAAGACCCACAUUCCUAAGACUAUCUAUCUUACUGAGCAGGUUAGUGCAGUUCUGUCUAAUCAACUCCCCCCUAAGCUUAAAGAUCCUAGAGCCCCUCUUAUAUCUUGCACCAUUGGCAACCUUGCCAUUGAGCGAGCGCUUCUUGAUCUAGGGGAGAGUGUUAAUAUUUUACCCAGCUCAGUUUAUGAUCGAUUUGGGUUUGGAGAAUUAAAGCCUACACAGACGUCCAUUCUGGCUACUGCCAAUGCCUACAUCAACUGUAGACUAGGUGCAAUGGAUAUUUCCUUUGGUAAUGAGAAGCUCCGAUUGAACAUCGUUACUGCUUCUUUAGGGCCCCAACGUGAGGAAGAGUGCUUCUCCAUUGAUAUUAUAGAUGAGGUCAAUGUGUUAUUAGAUGCCCCUACUCCUCCAGACCGUCCUUUGUGGACUGUCAAGUAUGAGUCACUUCCUCCCCUGGCUGAGAAGCCACUAUUGAGUUAUAUUGAGUCCCCACCAGUGUUAGAGCUUAAACUAUUGCCAACCUCUUUGAAAUAUGCUUUCUUGGGAUUGAAUGAGACGCUAUCUAUCAUCAUUGCUUCCAACUUGACAUCUGAUCAAGAAAGCAAACUGUUGGGUGUUCUCAAAGAACAUAAGGAUGCCAUCGGGUGGUCUGUUGCUGAGUUAAGGGGUAUUAGCUCAUUGAUUUAUAUGCAUUGUAUCUACUAUGAUGAUGGGGCUAAACCUUUCUGGGAUGCACAAAGGAGAUUGAAUCCUAACAUGCGCGAAGUUGUCAAGAAAGAGGUGGUGAAAUGGUUAGAUGCAAGCAUUAUUUACCCCAUCUCUAACAGCAAGUGGACAACUCUGAUUUUGAGUUGGGAGAAGAGCCAUUUCAUGGUUCAACAAGGGAUUGUGCUUGGUCACAUUGUGUCUCAACAUGGGAUAGAGGUUGAUAGGGCUAAAGUUGAUUUGAUUGCCAACCUCUCACCCCCCGCUUCUGUUCGGCAGUGCUUUAUUAUCUACAACACCCAUAAUCCAGCCCCGGAUUGGUCACUGCCAUUUGAUAUUAUGUGUGAUGCAUCUGACUAUGCGGUUGGAGCUGUGUUAGGACAGAGAGUCGACAAGAAACCCAUUGUCAUAUAUUAUGCUAGUAAGAUCUUCUCAGAAACUCAAUUGAAUUAUACCACAACUGAGAAAGAGUUGCUAGCUGUAGUGUUUGCUCUUGAUAAAUUCCGGUCUUAUCUCUUUGGAUCCAAGGACAAGAAAGGUUCCAAAAAUGUGGUAGCAGAUCAUCUGUCUAGGAUCUUAGUUGAGUCUCCCUCCACCACUAAGUUGGUUAGAGAAUCCUUCCCUGAUGAGCAAUUAUUUGUGGUUUCUCAUACUCCUUCUCCUUGGUUUGCACAUAUUGUGAACUACUUGGCUAUUGAGAAGCAUCCUGUUGGUUGGACUAAGCAAGAGAAAGAUAGAUUCUUCUCACAACUGAAGUUCUAUUAUUGGGAGGACCCGAAAUUGUUCAAGUACUGUCCUGACCAAGUCAUUCGCCACUGUGUCCCCCAGAGUGAGUUUCAUAGUAUCCUUACCUUUUAUCACACUCUUGCAUGUGGAGGGCAUUUUCGUGGCAAGAAAACUGCUGCCAAGGUUUUACAUAGUGGUUUCUUAUGGCCUUCUAUGGUUAGAGAUGUCCAUGAGUUUUGCUGUAAUUGUGUCCAAUGUCAGAAAGUCGGAAAUAUGUCUCGUAGAGAUAUGAUGCCCCUUAAUCCUAUUCUAGUUGUUGAGAUCUUUGAUGUGUGGGGUAUAGAUUUCAUGGGACCUUUUCCUUCGUCUUGCGUCUUUGAGUAUAUUUUGGUUGUGGUAGACUAUGUGUCUAAGUGGGUUGAGGCAUUGGCCACUCGAACCAUUGAUCACAAGGUGGCGGUUAAGUUUGUACAGAGCCAUAUUUUUAGUCGCUUUGGAUUUCCAUGUGCCAUCAUUAGUGAUGGUGGCUCUCAUUUUAAGCACUGGAUUUUUAGGGCUUUACUGCGGAAGUAUUCUAUUACUCAUAAGGUUACCAUGCCUUAUCAUCCGCAGACCAGUGGUCAAGUAGAGGUGUCCAAUAGGGAGAUCAAGUGCAUUCUUGAGAAAAUGGUUAGGCCGGAUAGGAAAGAUUGGUUGUUGAGACUCGAUGACACAUUGUGGGCCUACCGUACUACUUAUAAGACUCCCAUUGGCAUGUCCCUAUACCGGUUGGUAUUUGGGAAAGCUUGUCACUUACCUGUCGAGUUGGAACAUCAUGCUUUGUGGGCCAUUAAACAGUUUAAUUUUGAUAUGGUCAAAGCUGGCUCCACCCGUCGUCUUCAACUCUUAGAGUUGGAAGAGAUGCACAAUGAUGCGUAUGAGAGCACACAUAUUUAUAAGGCUAGGACAAAGGCUUGUCAUGAUAAACAUAUUGUCUGUAAGUCUUUUGAGGUUAACCAAAAAGUUUGGCUUUUCAAUUCCAAAUUACGCCUCUUUCCUGGUAAGCUUCAGUCUCGAUGGGAUGGUCCCUUUGUUGUCACCCAUGUGUCACCCCAUGGUGCUAUUACCAUUCAAAAUCUGCAAACAGGGCACACUUUUACAGUUAAUGGGCAGUGUCUGAAGCCCUAUGUGGAUGGUAUUACAGAUAAGCAGGUCAUUGAAUCUGUUGACUUGAUUGACCCAAUUUAUGAGUUUUCUUGA